This is a messenger RNA of Ruditapes philippinarum (Manila clam), 873 nucleotides long. RefSeq lists its product as uncharacterized. The transcript has a single exon. The coding region runs from base 1 to 873 and encodes 290 amino acids. Gene Ontology annotation, cellular component: plasma membrane. The record is from RefSeq and is a predicted model, not a curated record. NCBI's taxonomy places the organism in Eukaryota, Metazoa, Mollusca, Bivalvia, Venerida, Veneridae.
AUGACACCAGUAGAGACAAAAGUAGAGGCAAUCUAUGACACCAGUAGAGACAAAGUAGAAGCAAUCUAUGACACCAGUAGAGACAAAGUAGAGGCAAUCUAUGACACCAGGAGAAACAAAGUAAAGGCAACCUAUGACACCAGUAGAGACAAAGUAGAAGCAACCUAUGACACCAGUAAAGACAAAGUAGAGGCAAUCUAUGACACCAGUAGAGACAAAGUAAAGGCAAUCUAUGACACCAGGAUAAACAAAGUAAAGGCAACCUAUGACACCAGUAGAGACAAAGUAGAGGCAACCUAUGACACCAAUAGAGACAAAGUAGAAGCAACCUCUGACACCAGUAAAGACAAAGUAGAGGCAAUCUAUGACAUCAGUAGAGACAAAGUAGAGGCAACCUAUGGCACCAGUAGAGACAAAGUAGAGGCAACCUAUGACACCAGUAGAGACAAAGUAGAGGCAACCUAUGACACCAGAAGAAACAAAGUAGAGUCAAACUAUGACACCAGAAGAAACAAAGUAGAGGCAACCUAUGACACCAGUAGAGACAAAGUAGGGACAACCUAUGACACCAGGAGAGACAAAGUACAGGCAACCUAUGACAUCAGUAGAGACAAAGUACAGGCAACCUAUGACACCAGUAGAGACAAAGUAGAGGCAACCUAUGACACCAGGAGAGACAAAGUACAGGCAACCUAUGACAUCAGUAGAGACAAAGCAGAGGCAACCUAUGACACCAGGAAAAGCAAAGUAGAGGCAACCUAUGACACCAGAAGAAACAAAGUAGAGGCAACCUAUGAAACCAGUAGAGACAAAGUAGAAGCAACCUUUGGCACCAGUAAAGACAAAGUAGAGACAACCUAUGACAACAGUUGA